This is a messenger RNA of Capsella rubella, 1255 nucleotides long. RefSeq names its product rhomboid-like protein 14, mitochondrial. The transcript is spliced from 2 exons. Gene Ontology annotation, cellular component: membrane. The record is from RefSeq and is a predicted model, not a curated record. NCBI's taxonomy places the organism in Eukaryota, Viridiplantae, Streptophyta, Magnoliopsida, Brassicales, Brassicaceae. Gene Ontology annotation, molecular function: serine-type endopeptidase activity. The coding region runs from base 51 to 1058 and encodes 335 amino acids.
GUUUGAGAGAGAUUAGAAGAAAAGAAUCAUUCAUUAGUCAUUACGAAGCAAUGGCGAAUUUUGGUGAAGGGAGAAGAAGUGGAGGCGGAGGGAUGUUACCGCUUCUCGCUCUUAGCGCCGUCGCGGAAUACUAUAGACUGCCGUGGAAACCACCGGUAACGGCGAGUCUUUUAGCCGCCAACACUCUCGUCUAUCUCAGGCCUGCGUUGAUCGAUCCCUUUAUACCUCACAUCAGUGAGGUCUGGUUCAAUCCCCACCUCAUCUUCAAGCACAAGGACUUGAAACGUUUGUUUCUAUCAGCGUUCUACCAUGUCAACGAGCCUCACUUAGUCUACAACAUGAUGUCUCUUCUCUGGAAAGGUAUCAAGCUCGAGACAUCUAUGGGAAGCACUGAGUUUGCUUCUAUGGUCUUUGCACUUAUUGGUAUGUCCCAAGGAGUUACUCUGCUGUUAGCCAAGUCGCUUCUCUUCUUCUGCGACUACGAAAGAGCUUAUUACAACGAGUACGCCGUUGGAUUCUCUGGUGUUCUCUUUGCUUUGAAAGUUGUUCUCAAUUCUCAGGCUGAGGAUUACUCUAGUGUUUAUGGUAUCCUGGUUCCGACUAAGUAUGCUGCUUGGGCGGAACUGGUUCUGGUGCAGAUGUUUGUACCGAACGCUUCGUUUCUUGGGCAUUUGGGUGGGAUCCUUGCUGGUAUUCUCUAUAUGAAGCUCAAGGGUUCUUACUCAGGCUCUGAUCCUGUUACCAUGGCGGUUAGAGGUGUAACACGACUUGUGACUUGGCCCUUGAGGUUUCUGAACGGUAUGGUCAGGUCACGGAGAAGGAGGAUUACAGGGAGAGGAAGAGUGGGAAGAGGCCAGACUGGGAUAGCUGGACCUGGUAUCUGGAGAUGCCACUCGUGUACAUAUGACAAUUCUGGAUGGUUAAGUGCUUGCGAGAUGUGUGGCUCCGGACGGGAUAGAGGAAACGGAUGGUCACUGAGUCAGGGACCAGCAUUGUCUUCUUCUAAUGAUCUCCCUUUAGAUGAGCUGCGCCGCCGACGAGUAGAAAGGUUUAGUUGAUCUCUGGAGUGCAUUCGUAGAGCUGAGGAAGGAUUUUGAAUGAACCUUUGUUGAAUUAUUUAUAGCAUUAGCUUGAUUAGAAGAACUAGUGGUAGUUUUUUUUUUCAACCUGUUUCUUCAAGAUUUGGUUCUACAUGUGAAUUGGUCCUUGAUGACUUUGUCAAAGUAAUGGAAAAAGAAAGUAAUGAUAUUUUCUC